This is a messenger RNA of Setaria italica (foxtail millet), 1162 nucleotides long. RefSeq names its product transcription factor UDT1-like. Gene Ontology annotation, cellular component: nucleus. Gene Ontology annotation, biological process: regulation of DNA-templated transcription. NCBI's taxonomy places the organism in Eukaryota, Viridiplantae, Streptophyta, Magnoliopsida, Poales, Poaceae. The record is from RefSeq and is a predicted model, not a curated record. Gene Ontology annotation, molecular function: sequence-specific DNA binding; protein dimerization activity; DNA-binding transcription factor activity.
AGCACUCCAGCAGGACCAGCCAUCUCAUCUCCCUUGCGUUCGAGCCCCGCCGCCUCGCGUUGCCUUCCCCUCGCGAGAUUCCUCAGCAGCCUAGCUCCCCGCCCUUAUAAGCCACCGCCGCAACCGCAGGGGGCGUUGGGUGAGGAGUGGGAGCAGCAAGAGUGGCAACCUCAGUGCAGUGUUGCUCUGAACUUCCUGGCCUCUUGCCUUGUGGUUGGUUGGUUCGGCGCGGGGGAGCCUGCAGCAAUGCCGCGCCGCCAGAGGGCGCGCAGCAGCGAGGAGCUCAAGGCGGAGGACUUCGUCGACUCCGUGCUCAACUUCAAGAAAGGGCAAGAAUUCAACAAUGGGGAGGGGGAGGGGGAAGCUGCCGGGGAUGCCCAGCCCGCGGCGACGGAGUACAAGUCCAAGAACCUUGUGGCCGAGCGGAGGCGCCGCGGCAGGCUCAACAGCAACAUCCUCGCGCUCAGGGCCAUCGUGCCCAACAUCACCAAGAUGAGCAAGGAGUCCACCCUGUCGGAUGCCAUCGAUCACAUCAAGAAGCUCCAGAACCAGGUCCUUGAGCUGCAGCGCCAGCUCGCUGACUCGCCUGGCGAGGCCUGGGAGAAGCAGGGCAGCGCGUCGUGCUCUGAAUCCUUCGCUGCCACUGAAAACAUGCCGCAUCAGGGUCAGGUGGAGCUAGUUCCUCUUGGGCCAUACAAGUACCAUCUCAAGAUCUUCUGCAAGAAGGCUGGCACCUUCACCAAGGUGCUGGAAGCACUCUGCAGCUACAACGUGCAGGUCACCAGCCUGAGCACGAUAACGUUCUAUGGUUAUGCGGAGAGUGUCUUCUCCAUUGAGGUGAAGGGUGAGCAGGAUGUUGUGAUGUUGGAACUAAGGAGCCUCCUGUCCAGCAUUGUGGAGGUCCCAAAUAACUAAGACUCUGAUAGAAAUAACUCAUAGAGCUCACAUGUUUCAGCAUUAAAAACCUGAUUUGAGGAAGAACUCUAGUGGCGAAGUGUUUGUGUAGUUAGCGUAACACGGGUAUAUGUCGAACUUUACGACUGACUGGAGAAGACCGGAUUUUUGUGUUCAACUUGAACACCCAUGGAACAAAGAACUUGUGAACCCCCUGAAAGAAAUGAACCUGUAAGUUGUGAUUGCGAACAAAACAAUAGUUCUUCAA